Helianthus annuus (common sunflower) is the source of this 576-nucleotide messenger RNA. RefSeq names its product 3-hydroxy-3-methylglutaryl coenzyme A reductase 2-B-like. Gene Ontology annotation, molecular function: hydroxymethylglutaryl-CoA reductase (NADPH) activity. Gene Ontology annotation, cellular component: peroxisomal membrane; endoplasmic reticulum membrane. The transcript is spliced from 2 exons. The record is from RefSeq and is a predicted model, not a curated record. The coding region runs from base 67 to 576 and encodes 169 amino acids. Gene Ontology annotation, biological process: sterol biosynthetic process; isoprenoid biosynthetic process; coenzyme A metabolic process. NCBI's taxonomy places the organism in Eukaryota, Viridiplantae, Streptophyta, Magnoliopsida, Asterales, Asteraceae.
UUAUUGGGACAGUGUUAUGAAAUGCCGGUUGGUUAUGUUUAGAUACCCGUGGGUAUUGCAGGCCCGAUGUUGUUGGAUGGAAAGGAGUUCUCGGUGCCCAUGGCCACCACUGAAGGUUGUCUUGUUGCUAGCACUAAUCGGGGUUGUAAGGCGAUUUAUGUAUCUGGUGGUGCUACCAGUGUAUUACUCAAGGAUGGGAUGACUCGAGCUCCCGUGGUUAGGUUUGGAACCGUAAAGAGAGCUGCUGAGUUGAAGUUGUUCUUGGAGGAACCACUCAACUUUGAUACUCUUGCUUCCGUUUUUAACAAAUCAAGCCGGUUCGGGAGGCUUCAAAGAAUCCAAAGUGUGAUUGCUGGGAAAAAUCUUUACAUAAGGUUCACUUGCAGCACAGGUGAUGCAAUGGGGAUGAACAUGGUUUCCAAUGGUGUUCAGAAUGUUUUGGACUAUCUGCAGCUUGACUUCCCGGAUAUGGAUGUUCUUGGCAUCUCCGACAACUAUCGUUCUGACAAGAAACCGACAACCGUCAACUGGAUAGAAGGAAGAGCACAACACCUAAUUUUGUUAACUGAUUUCUAG